Messenger RNA from Ustilaginoidea virens, 1467 nucleotides. RefSeq lists its product as uncharacterized. The record is from RefSeq and is a predicted model, not a curated record. The coding region runs from base 1 to 1467 and encodes 488 amino acids. NCBI's taxonomy places the organism in Eukaryota, Fungi, Ascomycota, Sordariomycetes, Hypocreales, Clavicipitaceae. Gene Ontology annotation, biological process: tRNA-type intron splice site recognition and cleavage. Gene Ontology annotation, cellular component: tRNA-intron endonuclease complex. The transcript has a single exon.
AUGCCCUUUGACGAUGACGACAACCCCACGGUGGAACCUGCUCCGGCGCAGAGCGGCGCAGAGGACGGCCCGACCGCUGAAGAGGCUUUGGAAGACGGCGUCCCCGACUACAAGCUCUUCGCCUCCAUGUUCAGCAAAAAAGGAGUGUCUGGAAAGGUGAUCCGCAAGGGCGAGAAGGACUUUGAAUCGCACGGGACCAGGGCGCAAGACGACGCCCUCGAGGCCAGCCGCAGAGCGCUGGAGGAGGUGCUGAGCUACACCCGGAUCCAUCGGGCAGAUUCCUGGCUGCGGGCGUGGUACUUCCCGGACUGGUGGGCCGCGCAGGCGGCCGAGGGCGGGCCGGAGGAUGAUGGCCUGCUGCGCGACCGGGUCGUGGUCAUGGAGCACGAGCGCGGGAGCUGGAUGCGGGACAUUGGGCGAGCCGUGUCCGGGAGCAGAGACCGGCUGGGCGUGGGCAGGCUGUGGCUGCUGCCGGAGGAGGCGCUGUACCUGGUCGAGCGAGGCACGGUCGACAUGUGGUGGCCGGACAAGAGCUUCGGCGAGCUGCUGCCGCGGGUGGUGGCCGAGGGCGGGGCGCCCGCGCGGAACGCGUUUGGGCCGGACGACUACGACGCUGGGCUGCCGCUCAGCCUGGAAGCGGCGUACACGUUCCUGGUGGGCUUCGAGGGGCAGCGCGGCAAGACGACGCUGCCCAAGUUCCAGGUGUACUCGCACCUGAAGCGAGCCGGAUUCCACGUCAUGCGCGCCCCGCCGCCGCCGCCGCGCGGAUCCCCAAAUGACGACGACGACGACGACGACGACGAAGAAGGAGAAGUAGCAGCGGAGGAGGAGGCAUCGUCACAGCCGCUCUGGCGGUGGCUCUUCUCCCUCGUCGCGCGGGGGUUGCGGCGGCAGCAGCAGCAGCAGCAGCAGCAGCCGCGGCGAGAGCCGUUCGGCCCCCUCGUCUCCCCGGGCGUCUACCGGGCCUACCGGCCCAUCUACCAGCAGCUGGCCGUGCUGCCGCGCCACCAGCCCCGCGCGACGCCGCCGCCGGCGCCGCAGCCCGCCGCGCGCGAGCCGUUCCGCGUGCACUACCACGUGUGGAGGCCCGGCGGCGCGCCCUUCUCCAAGAAGAACCCGCCGGCGCCCGACUUCCGCGUCGCCGUCGCCGACACGGCCGGCUCGGGCGUGCCCACCUUGGAGCAGAUUGGGGCGCUGCUCGGCAGCACGCCGCUGGACGCGCCGGACCCGGCCUGGCAGGGGCCCGGCAGGCUGUACCAGCGGCUCAAGCACGGGCACCGAAACGUGCUGGUGGCCGUGGUGGACGGCGGCCUGGUCAACUUUAUGAGGUUCGGCGAGGCGGCGUUUGGCCAGGAACAGCUGUUUGAGAGGUUCGACAGCCGGGGCGGCGGGGGCAGGGGCAGGGGCGGCAAGAGAGGCGGGCGCGGGCGCGGGCGCGGGCGCGGUCGGGGCAGGGGCGGACGCUGA